Molecule: messenger RNA, 1586 nt
Organism: Lingula anatina
Lineage: Eukaryota; Metazoa; Brachiopoda; Lingulata; Lingulida; Lingulidae
Source: RefSeq, a predicted model, not a curated record
UUCCUACGUGGAGAUGAGCAUCACACAACCGGGGAAAAACGUCCGAGUGAAAAGUGCUACAAUACGUAGAGAAAUCUCCAAACCGCCACAAAGGCCUGUGAAGUCUGCAGGUCCUGUGAGACCUCGGCCCUCAGAGAGCGCGCUUUCAGAAGAACGGUUUAGUCAGCCGCCCAGUGAUAGACGGCCACACAAACCUGUCCCACCGACCCCAACCCCAGACACCACGCAAGAACAUGUUGAAGUAAAGACCCCGACGUCGAUGUCGUACGAUGAAGUGAUAGAGAAGUACGGUUGGAGGGCGGAGGUUCAGGGAGACCCUUAUGGUAUCAAAAAUACGGUUUUACCAGAAAGAUUGGCCUAUACCAUCAAAUGUCCAGAACCAGAGAUCCCACCGAAUCCACUGACUGGACAAAUGCAGAACUAUGACACUUUCUUCUAUAAUACCAUCCCCCGCAAGCCUCUGUCUUGUGUGGUGCAUCCUGAAUGGAUCUCUGAGGUUUUACAAGCAAAGAGAAUAGAACUGGCUAAAAAGGAGUCCGGCAAAAAGUAUAGGCACACAAAUUACGCCUUUUUAUACUAACAUGUAUUCAUUAUCUGGAUAUGAAUUUUUAAAUAUUUUUUCUCAAUAUAUUGAUUAUUUAUAUGGUCGUUAACAGUUUGGCGUAUCUCGCUGAGCGAGGUUCGCGUUGUUUGUUAAAGGCGUUAGAAUGCGUUAUUUCCAAAAUAGGUCAAUGUAUAAAAGAAAAAUGUCAGUUACAUAUCCUCCGUUUGGAAUUCGAUUUUUUUAACUAGAAGUGAAGGAAAGAGUAUUUUAAGACGUUUAUAUUUUUAAUCAGGGUACCCGAAAGCGCUUUCUGUUGAUUUUAAUAGUUUUAUGUAGCCUACAUAAUCAAAAUGAAAAAAAGUGUGAAAACGGACUCUAGAGUUCAAAACUCAAGUAAUCUAUUUUUACAUAUAACAAGUUUUCAUAGACAAUCUGACAUUUUAAAUAAGGGCUUAGACGUGUGAGUUGAACAUUUUCGGGGAAUUUUUGUCCUUUCGUAUAGGCCUAUAGUGGUGCCUCUUCGAAAUUGCACGCUCUUUUUUCAUUUAAAAAAGUCCUUACUUAUAAACUGGUGCCUAAAGUCGGAUUAUCGUCUGUUUGUAAAUAUUUAUUUUCAGUGAGACCCACCGGAUCUUGCAUGUAAUAUCCAAGGUUUAGUCAAAUUCAGUUUGGAUUAGGUGCUCUUGCGUUUUCAUAUUAAAACAGCGUACAUGAAACGAUGGUGUCAAAGAAAAGGAAGAAAAAUAAUUAAACAUAAACGCAGAGUGGUGGAAGUCAUUGCUGGAAGAGAGUAAACUCUGAACAAAAUAACAUUUUAUGUUUGACUAAGUGAAAAGCUUUAAGAUAAAUGUUAAAUGUUAUGUUCGACUAGGCCUAAGGGUAGCCUACACUUGUUAGAGCACAAUAUGACUAUCAGGGUAAUCGACAGUUUUAAUUUUUUAACUACCCAAUUUGCCAUAUAUUAAUUUUUUUAAUUGUACGCAAGUUUCUUAGGAAAACACUAUAAUUACGCAAUAAAAUACUUACUUUACUUUUACAAAUA